CUUAUCACGUUUCCUCUGGUGUUUGUGUUUAACAUUCUUCAAGCGAGAUGCAGGUUGUCGUUUCUCCACAGACUCCCACUUGCUGCUUCUGUUUGGAUCGUAAGGCUGGAUCGAUUGGCGUAGGCAUUUUCUACUUGGUUGCAUCUGCAGUGGGCAUCACUCUGUUUUCUGAAUUUGCCGCUGCAGAACAAUACUCUAACGUCUAUGAUAAUGAGAGGCUCGAUUUGUUCGUGAAAAUUGGACUGUCCACACAAGUCGUCUGUUUUCUUCUGGCGUUAUUGCUCAUUAUUGGUGUUUACAAAAAUGUUUUGUGGUCAAUAUUUCCUCUACUCAUCUAUAUUGUUCUAGAGCUGAUAUCAACUGUUGUCAUUUGCGUAUUGCUACUUCUACACAUUUCUGAGGCUCCAAUUGCUGUAAUUAUGAUUGUGUUAGUUCUCGUCGUCUUGGCCAUACUCAAAAUGUAUUUUAUAUACAAUCUUCAAGCAUAUUACAAGUUGGCUAAGAGACAGCAGAUGAUGAUAUAUGGUGCUAGUGUGAGUGAGAUGGAACACCUCCCGAGUCACCAAAUGCUUCCAGCAGGAAACCCUGUCUGAAGAACGUUUGCACGAACUCUAUGUGUUUAACGCUUUAUAGUUAGAGUUGUUGUUGAAAAGUGUGGACCAAUGUUUGUAGGAUCCUUACAGUUAUCUGAGAUCUAGAUAACUUGUUUUUGGUGGAGACUGCUGAUGGUCGUAGUUGCUCUGCUGUAGUAAGCUAGCUGGCUAGCUAGUGUGUUUGGGUAUAUGGUAGUGUUGUGCAUGGGAUUGGAAAAAUGGCGCAUGAAUUAUUGUGUGUAGUUACAA
Messenger RNA from Corticium candelabrum, 842 nucleotides. RefSeq names its product lysosomal-associated transmembrane protein 4B-like. NCBI's taxonomy places the organism in Eukaryota, Metazoa, Porifera, Homoscleromorpha, Homosclerophorida, Plakinidae. Bases 48 to 593 code for a protein of 181 amino acids. The transcript is spliced from 7 exons. The record is from RefSeq and is a predicted model, not a curated record.